AAGUCCUCGAGGACGCGCGCGCUACAUGUGAGAUUCUCCUUGACAUCUACCUGUUUCUGUGCUGUGAAGACCCAGACGUCCGGCGUUCUUCCCAGACUCAGGAUACCACUGCACACGGGGAAAACACAUGACAACGCGCGUCAUUUACUUUUCAUUAAAAGAAAUAUAUAUUUCAAAGCUUAAGCUAAAAUUCCUCACGAACUUCAUAUAGAUAUUCUUUGUUACCCAAUCUAAGUGUUGCCCGGGGUCUGGCUGCAUUCCAUCCCCGCGGGCUCUAGUAUCCUCCUGGCAGAUUGAAAUCGCCUAGGUAUUGGAAUUUGGGAGUUUAGUCGGGACGCGCUAGUGUCACUUCAAGGAGAGAGUUCUUCUGAAUAUCCCUUGCCUCGGAAAAGCUCGUCAGCCACAUAAUGAGCAACAAUGAAGACGUCUAGCAAUUUUCAUCGCGGAUGUUGCCACUGUCCUUGUUGGCUAACCGAGUCAUAGUGAUGAACCCGAGAAGAAGUUCAGAAGACUUUCCACGCAGUUUACGGGGGUGCUGACUAAAUCUACACACUUCAACAACUUUACAGGAAGCAAACGCUUGGACACACAUGGGAUUCGAUUUUUUCCAAUGCAAUAUUGAGCAAGUAAAAGGGAUAUUUUCACUUUCGUCAUGAUGAUUCCGCUCUCUCGAACACAGCUUGCUCUGUUUUUUAUUCUCCUUUGUCCGGUUAACAUAAUCGGAUUGUGGUGGGCAGUGGGGAGCCCACUGGUCAUGGACCCCAACAGCAUCUGUAGGAAGACCAAGCGGCUGGCCGGCAAGCAGGCCGAGCUGUGCCAGACACAGCCGGAGAUCGUGCACGAGGUGGCCAAGGGCGCCAAGCUGGGCGUACGCGAGUGCCAGUACCAGUUUCGCUUUCGCCGCUGGAACUGCACCAGUCAGAACAAGUACUUUGGCAAAAUCCUGCAGCAAGACAUCCGGGAGACGGCGUUCGUGUACGCCAUCACGGCGGCGGGCGUGACGCACACGGUGACGCAGGCCUGCAGCAUGGGGGAGCUGCUGCAGUGCGGCUGCGAGGCCACGCGCACCCGGGCCCCCCCGCGGCCCCCCGCCGUGCCCGGCAGCGCCACCGAGGGCGUGAAGUGGGAGUGGGGCGGCUGCGGCGACGACGUGGAGUUCGGCUACGAGAAGUCCAAGCAGUUCAUGGACGCCAAGCGCAAGAAGGGCAAGAGCGACAUCCGCACGCUCAUCGACCUGCACAACAACGAGGCAGGACGGCUGGCGGUGAAGAACUAUAUGCGGACCGAGUGCAAGUGCCACGGCCUGUCGGGCUCCUGCACGCUGCGCACCUGCUGGAAGAAGAUGCCGCAGUUCCGCGAGGUGGGCGACCGCCUCCUCGAGCGCUUCAACGGUGCCUCCAAGGUGAUGGGCGGCAACGACGGCAAGACGCUGAUCCCGGUGGGCCAGAACAUCAAGCCGCCCGACCGGCAGGACCUCAUCUACUCGGCCGAGUCGCCCGACUUCUGCCUGCCCAACCGCAAGACGGGCUCGCUGGGCACGCGCGGCCGCAUGUGCAACAGCACGGCGCUGGACAUGAGUGGCUGCGACCUGCUGUGCUGCGAGCGCGGCCACCGCGACGAGACGCUGGUCUUCGAGGAGAACUGCCUGUGCCGCUUCCACUGGUGCUGCGUGGUGCAGUGCAAGAAGUGCCUGGUGCGCAAGGACCUCAGCCUGUGCCACUAACUAACGCAACCGGUCGGCGGCAAAACUUCUCUCUCUCUCUCUUUCUCUCUGCCCCCAUCCACCAACACUACCCAAAAUAACCCCAACCCGCUUUGUACAGAGAGAAAAACUGUCAACGAAGUGCCUGGUGCGCAAGGACCUCAGCUUGUGCCACUAACUUGUGACCGGCGGCAGUGACGUGUCUCUCUCUCUGACCGGCGAUCUCUCGUCCAAAACAACCCAACCCUAUUCCAUGUCAUACGGAGAAGCUGUCACGAAAUGCCUGGUGUGCUAGGAGGUCAGCCUGUGCAACUAGCAACUUCCCCCAUCCACCACCCGCCCCGCCAAUGACUUUAUACAGACAGAAAAACUGUCAGUGAAGUACGUUGUGCGCAGGGAUCUGAGCCUUGGCCCCCAACUGCCCAUGGAUCCCACCCCCCAUGGUACCCAAACCACUGCAUUUUCCACAGAGAGAAAGACGGUCAAUGAAGUGUCUGGUGCGCAAAAGAGCUCAGGCUGUGCCACAAGUGGCAGUGACCUUUGACCCUCUCUCUGUCCUUCACCCACCUCCCCAAAGCAAGCCAACCCACGCCAUCUCGUACAGAGCUGUCAAAGAAGUGCCAGGUGCCUUUGACAUUCUACCUGCAUCCUUUCUCCUCCUCACAACAUCUCAAUCCGACCCACCCCAUUUCAUACAAAGAGAAAAACUGUCAAUGACAUGCCUGGUGCGCACUGAGCUCUUGCCUGUAGUCCUCCAGCGACUAGCUGCGACCUUUCACCUUCUCUCUCUGUCUCCUCCUCUUCCUCCCCAAAAUAACCCAACCCUCUCCAUUUCAUACAGAGCA
Messenger RNA from Engraulis encrasicolus (European anchovy), 2547 nucleotides. RefSeq names its product wingless-type MMTV integration site family, member 6b (gene wnt6b). Lineage: Eukaryota; Metazoa; Chordata; Actinopteri; Clupeiformes; Engraulidae. Gene Ontology annotation, molecular function: cytokine activity; frizzled binding. The record is from RefSeq and is a predicted model, not a curated record. Gene Ontology annotation, cellular component: extracellular region. The transcript is spliced from 5 exons. Bases 653 to 1723 code for a protein of 356 amino acids. Gene Ontology annotation, biological process: cell fate commitment; neuron differentiation; canonical Wnt signaling pathway.